GCAGCGCUGCCGGCACCGCCAGCCCCGGAACCGCCGGGCUGAGCAGCGCUGCCGGCACCGCCAGCCCCGGACCCCCGGGCUGAGCAGCCCUGCCGGCACCGCCAGCCCCGGAACCCCAGGCUGAGCAGCCCUGCCGGCACCGCCGGCCACGGAGCUGCCGCCGCCGCCGCCGGAGCGCCCCGGCCGGUCCCGCCGAUGGCACCGCGCUGCCGCCGCCAAGCAGAAAGGUGCUGAGCAGGUGCCCCGAAGCUCUGGGCUGGUUCCCCACAGGCUCAGCAGAACGAUGCCAGCAGUGCCAGAGCCGCCUGUGCCCCUCGCCGUGCCGAUGUGACCGAGCCCUGCCUGGGACCUGUGGCACUGAGGCUGGCACAGAAGCAGUGGCUGGUGGCCCCUGCCGUGUCCCUGCUGCCCAAAGAUGAGUGAUGGCAUGUGGAUCUCGCUCAGCCCCGCCGAGUUUGCCCAGCUCCAGCAGUACACGGACUACUCCACCAAGAAGCUGAAGGAUGUUCUGGAGGAGUUCAAUGGGGACGGCGUCCUCUCGAGGUACAACCCCGAACAGCCCAUCGACUACGAGGGCUUCUGCCUCUUCAUGAAGACCUACCUGGAGGCUGAUGUGCCUGAGGAGCUUUGCCAGCACCUCUUCACUUCCUUCAAGCGUAAGAUCUGCCAAGCCUCCCCCGAGAGCCAGCAGCAGAGCCCUGGAGUGUCACAGCCCAGCACCCUGGGGAUCAAUGGGAAAACCCUUCGAAGUGCUCUGGGACGACACACUCCCGAGCCCAAGGGCUGCCACAGCAACACAGCUGAGCCACAGCCAGCAUCCCUCACCCUGGCAUCGAUCCCCAAUGCCUCCCCCAGCUGGUCCAGAUCAUCCUCCCAGAAAUCCACCACUGGCACCACCUCUGCUCACAACUCCUCGGGCUCCUCCAAGAUCUCCUCCGUGUCUCUGCUCAGCCCUCAGUCACCAGGCACGAGGAGCGUGGAGAAGAGGUUGCCCUUCAGCCUGAGGAAAGGCUCCAGCUCCCUGAAAGCCACCCCUCCUCCUCCUCCCAGCCCCGUGGCCCAGGUGGUGCACCUCAAGGACAUUGUCUGCUACCUGUCCCUGCUGGAGAGGGGACGAGCAGAAGACAAGCUGGAGUUUAUGUUUCGCCUCUACGACACCGAUGGAAACGGCCUCCUGGACAGCUCGGAGCUGGAUCGUAUCAUCAACCAGAUGGUGCACGUGGCUGAGUACCUGGAGUGGGACUCCACCGAGCUGAAACCUAUCUUGAAGGCUAUGAUGGAGGAGAUCGAUUACAACCACGAUGGGACGGUGACGCUGGAGGAGUGGAUCCGGGGUGGCAUGACCACCAUCCCCUUGCUGGUCCUGCUGGGGAUGGAGACUAACGUGAAGGAUGACGGGCAGCAUGCCUGGAGGCUGAAGCACUUCAAGAAGCCUGCCUACUGCAACUUCUGCCGCACCAUGCUGCUGGGCGUGCGCAAGCAGGGCCUCUGCUGCUCCUUCUGCAAGUACACGGUCCACGAGAGGUGUGUGUCCAAAGACAUUGCUUCCUGCAUCAGCACCUAUGUUAAAUCCAAGAAAAACACAACUGUGAUGCAGCACACCUGGAUCGAGGGCAACUCACCUGCCAAGUGCGACAGGUGUCACAAGAGCAUCAAGUGCUACCAGGGCAUCACUGGCCUGCACUGUGUCUGGUGCCAAAUCACGCUCCACAACAAGUGUGCCUCCCAUGUGAAGCCAGAGUGUGAUGGGGGCCCUCUGCGGGACCACAUCUUGCUCCCAUCCUACAUCUGCCCAGUUGUCCUGGACAGGCAGUCCCACUGCCGGCGCUCGGAGAGCGACUCCCCUGCCAGCACCAGCCCCGAGGACAGCCAGGGCUUCAAGUUCAACUCCACCACAGUGGAUGGGCAAGGGCUGCAGAUCAGCCCCCAGCCCGGGACACACCCGCUCCUCGUGUUCGUGAACCCCAAGAGUGGAGGAAGGCAAGGGGAGAGGGUGCUCCGGAAGUUUCACUAUCUGCUCAACCCACGCCAAGUGUACAACCUGGACCGGGGCGGGCCCACGCCAGGGCUGAACUUCUUCCGGGACACCCCAGAUUUCCGUGUGCUGGCCUGCGGAGGGGACGGCACGGUGGGCUGGAUCCUGGACUGCAUAGAUAAGGCGAACCUGGCGAAGCACCCGCCGGUGGCCGUCCUGCCCCUGGGGACUGGCAAUGACCUCGCUCGGUGCCUGCGCUGGGGAGGAGGCUACGAAGGAGGCAACCUGAUGAAGGUCCUGAAGGACAUAGAGCACAGCACAGAGGUGAUGCUGGACCGCUGGCAGAUCGACAUCAUUCCCACUGACAGGGAGGCCAACGGGGAUCCCGUCCCAUCCACCAUCAUCAACAACUACUUCUCCAUUGGGGUGGAUGCCUCCAUCGCCCACCGCUUCCACAUCAUGAGAGAAAAGCACCCUGAGAAAUUCAACAGCAGGAUGAAGAACAAGCUGUGGUACUUCGAAUUCGGGACAUCAGAGACCUUUGCAGCCACCUGCAAGAAGCUCCAUGACUAUGUUGAGGUUGAGUGUGAUGGGACCCUGCUGGACCUGAGCAACACAUCCCUGGAGGGCAUUGCUGUGCUCAACAUCCCCAGCAUGUACGGGGGCUCCAACCUGUGGGGAGAGACCAAGAAGCAGCGUGGGUACAACAGGCUGGGCAAGAAGGUGCCAGAGAAGGUGCCAGGCACGGUGGUCACCGAUGCCAAGGAGCUGAAGUUCUGCGUGCAGGACCUCAGCGAUCAUCUCCUGGAGGUGGUGGGGCUGGAAGGCGCCAUGGAAAUGGGGCAGAUCUACACGGGGCUGAAGAGUGCGGGCAAGAGACUGGCCCAGUGCUCCUCCGUCAUCAUCAGGACGUCCAAGCUGCUGCCCAUGCAGGUGGAUGGGGAGCCCUGGAUGCAGCCCUCCUGCACCGUCAAAAUUACACAUAAAAGCCAGGUGCCCAUGCUGCUGGGGCCCCCCCAGAAGAGCAGCUUCUUUUUCCUGAAGAGGAGGAGCCGAACUCGGGAUUAAAGCAUCACCCAAGGACCCACAGCCUGGAGCACUCAGCAUCCCAGCCACCUGCCUGAUUCAGGGUCCCCAAAUCCCCAUCCCAUGCUGGGGACAGAAACUCCCCCUCCAAGCCCACUGGGGAUUAUUUAUCCUGGGAAGGUCUUGUAGGCUCCUUCCUGACCACAGAAGCAUCCUCUCAAGCUGGGAUGGAAGAAGGGGGAGAAGGCAGGCUGGCAUGCAGUGAGCACAUUUGCUGGAGCAGCACCAGGACUGGGAUUUUUUUCCCCCCCUUUAUUUAAAUACCCUCCAGCCAAGCUGCCAGUGAAUGUGCUCCUGAGGCAGCACUAAGCUCCACUUAUUUAUUUAUCCUCCUCCUGAAGACCACUUGAUGUCUCAGUGCACUGGCUUUGUCCCCCAGUCCUUGAAAUGGGAGGAAUUAUUUAUUUCCUUAGCCCAGAGGAGCCAUCUCGGCCCCUCACCUCUGUGCUGUGGGGUUUGGGAGCGAUGCAGAGAGCCAUUGCUGCCAGCCCAGUGAGCCACGAGCUGUGGGACAGACUGGGGACAGACAGUGCACAGGGACAAGCCUGGGGUGGAUGGCAGGAGACUGUGUUUUUACAGGGAAAUGGCAAAAAAAGGGAUUUUGGGGGGAGCGGCCCCAGCUCCGGGCUUUGUGUUCAUAUUUAUGUAUUUAUUUAGCAAACUUUGGACAAAAAAGGGACUCUGGGGGUCACCUUUUUAGGAGCCCAGGCUGGACACAGACACCACCUCCCUGCUCUGCUGGCUGUCCUCCAUGGCACCUCCUUCCACGUGGACUUUCCUCUCUCCUAAAGCCUGCCAGCCUCUCCUGGGGGCUGGAGACCCUGGGGACAGACAUCCAGAAGCUCUUCUCACUUGAAGGUGUCCCCAGCACCUUUUAGACAUCUCCCAGUGAGCUCUGCCAGGCUGUGCUCUCCCUGUGUGUCAGGUGCUGCCCCUGAUGCUCCUGGGCUGCAGGGAGUGGGGCAGGGGGGCUGCACCUCCCUUUCUGUAGGGCCAGGCCUCCCCACAGCUCUCUCCAAACCCAAAAAGCCUCACAGAUGCUGCCUGCACGACUGCUGGGGCCCACUGGCAUGCACAGGCAGGCUUUGGUGGCAUCACCCAUCGAUGGACAGAUCAGGGGAUGCAGUUUCUCCCCAGGAUGCACAGGGACCAGAAGACAGAUGAAGGCACAGAGUUUGUGGUGGUCUGGAUGCACUCCCAGGAGCCAGGAGCUGCCAAGGCUGGCCCAUGGGAAGGGCUGCUGGCUGCUUCUGCAGUCACCCAGUGCCUCCAGCAGUGGGCCUGCACGCAGGGCACAGCCACAUCCUGAAUUCAGCCUGCUCCCAGGCAGCUCCCCCGGGUGCUGGAGCUCCUGUGCUGCUGGGAGCGGUGUGUGCCCCGUGGGUGUCACUGCGGGCAGGAAAACUCCUGCUUGUCCCCACUGUGUCCCUGCCGCAGGGCUGGCACGAGUCACCCUGUCCUCCCCAGUGCCCCCUCAGUCCCUGCUGACGCUGCAGGUCCCCAGUCAGUGGCAUUCUCCUGGCAGAGGGUGCUGCCAGCACUGUUCCAGAGUGGCUGGAGGGGACCUGUUGGUGACCUGUGUGCACAGGCAGGCGUCACUGCAGUGCACAAAUCCACCCUCCUCCUCCUCCUUGUCCCCCAGGGCAGCUGUUUAUGAGUAGCCAGGUGAGAGCAGAUGGAGCAAGGCCAAACAAAGCCCAGGUCCCACGCCCCAGCUGCCUCCAUCUCCCCAGCCCAUUGCCAAGGGCAGCAGUGCCUCACAGCCGGUGCAAAAGCCACCUCAGCCAUCUGCAGAGCUCUGCCAGCAGGAGGGUGACAGUCUGUGGGAUGGCAGCACACAAGGUCAACAGGUUUGGUUCUAUUUCCCUGCCCACUCAGCCUCCAGGCAGGGAUUUAUCCCAGAGCCUGCAUGGAAUCAGCUGUGGGUUUCUGCUCCUUGCCCCCGUCACACUUUGCUGGGCUCUGGGCAAAGAGCAGCCCUGGGGUCUCUGCUGUGGUUGGCAGAGCUGGGGGAGCAGGAGGGCACUGUGCCCGUGCCUGCACCCUCGGGCCUGGCAGUGCCAGGGGUGAGCAGCUGAAACCCAGGGGUGAACACCCAGCCACGUCCUGCAGGGCACAGGGAGCCCAGGGCCACCACUCUGGGACGGUGGUACACCAGCAGCACUCUGCCAGGCUCCAACCCAGAUGUCCCCUCUGAUGGCCAGGGAGAUGAUCCCUGCCCCAGGGGACCCAGCUCCAGUCUGCUCCCACACUGCCACAGGCUGGGCCUGCCAGCUCCCCACCUCCUUAGUCUGAUGGUGCAAAGGUCCCGAGCCCAGGGGGGACCCACAGGGGCUGGGACUUCAUCCCAGCUGUCCCUGGCUCCAGGGAGGAAUAAGCCAUGCAGCUGAGGGGCACUCGAGGCCUUGACGUUCCCCAGUGCCUCCCAGUUCAACCCAAUUCCCACGUGCGUGGGAUGGAACCAAACCCCCAAACAACCCGCUGGGCACUGGUGCCAGUGCUGCACUGGGGGACCCCUGAGAGCUGGGGACCCCCGGGGGCUCAGCCAGUGUCCCCUGUGUGUGUGUAGCCGUGGUUGCCUGCAUGGAGUGGUGUCCGUAGCGUAGCGCGUGUUGCCGUGUACACCCGGGCUGCUGUGGCCUUGCCUCCAAUAAAGAUGGUCGUGACCUCCUCAGCUGCUCCUGGGCUGCACAAGGGUCAUCCCUGGCCAGGAGUGGCCCUCUGGGGACUAAAAGAGACGGUGCCCACUCCAGGCCGC
Pyrgilauda ruficollis (rufous-necked snowfinch) is the source of this 5819-nucleotide messenger RNA. Its product is annotated as diacylglycerol kinase gamma-like. Gene Ontology annotation, molecular function: calcium ion binding; ATP-dependent diacylglycerol kinase activity. The coding region runs from base 416 to 3043 and encodes 875 amino acids. The record is from RefSeq and is a predicted model, not a curated record. The transcript is spliced from 25 exons. Gene Ontology annotation, cellular component: plasma membrane. Gene Ontology annotation, biological process: lipid phosphorylation; intracellular signal transduction; diacylglycerol metabolic process. Lineage: Eukaryota; Metazoa; Chordata; Aves; Passeriformes; Passeridae.